Molecule: messenger RNA, 2475 nt
Organism: Impatiens glandulifera
Lineage: Eukaryota; Viridiplantae; Streptophyta; Magnoliopsida; Ericales; Balsaminaceae
Product: probable LRR receptor-like serine/threonine-protein kinase At1g14390
Exons: 6
Coding region: 189-2348 (719 amino acids)
Biological process (GO): protein phosphorylation
Molecular function (GO): protein kinase activity; ATP binding; receptor serine/threonine kinase binding
Source: RefSeq, a predicted model, not a curated record
AUCGUUGACUUUUGACCAAUACUUAGCGGAAGAUCAACGGCGGCGGCAUCUUCAUUACCAAUUUAAUAUUGUGGUCCCGCGUAACACCCGAUCUCGAUCUCCAUUUCACAUGGCCCCAACUAAAUGAACUAACUUCUUCUUCUUCAUUCAUUUCUCUGUAAAUUUUCUUCAUACUUUCAAAAUUAAAAAUGGAAGCUUUAUGGAUUUCUCUUAUGUUCAUCUCUCUUUCCUUCUUCUUUCCUACUUCCAAAUCCCAAUUAUCUUCUUCUGAAACAAAAACCCUUUUCAAAAUCCAACAUAUUCUUCAAUAUCCAAAACCUUUAUCAACCUGGUCUAAUUCAACAAAUUUCUGUAAUCUUAAUCCAACCCAAUCAUUAACAAUCAUUUGCACCAACACCCAUGUCACCGAAUUUACAUUAUCAGUCCCAGUCAGUGAUUCAAAACCACUCUCGACUCAAUUCUCAAUUGAUUCACUCUUUACUGUCAUCACAAAACUCCCCAAUUUGAAACUGCUGAAACUUGUCGGUUUACGCUUGUGGGGAACACUUCCGGCGAAGAUUAGCAGGUUGAAGAGUCUUGAAUUGCUUGAUUUGAGUUCAAAUUUAAUCGAUGGAGUGUUGCCGGAGUCAAUUGGGAGUAUGAUAACUUUAAAGAUUCUUGUUUUAAAUGAUAAUUUGUUUAAUGGGAAUAUACCAAAUUUGAAUCAUUUGCAGGUUCUUGAAGUUAUUAAUCUUGGUAAUAAUCGUUUUGGUCCUAUCUUUCCAUUGUUGCCGUUUAAUCUUGUUAAUAUCACAUUGAGUAAUAAUUCUAUGAGAUCAUCGAUACCAGAAGAAAUCAAAAACUUUAAUCUUCUUCGUUUGUUUGAUUUAUCAUCAAAUAAACUUCUCGGCCCUUUACCAUCUUCCAUCUUCUCAAUUCCAUCUAUUCGAUAUCUAAACGUCGCUAAUAAUCAGUUAACCGGCGCUCUUCCGUCGAACAUGUCAUGCAAUUCGAAUCUGAGUUAUGUCGACAUCUCUAAGAAUCUCUUUAUUGGGAAACUACCAGUUUGCUUAUCGAAUUCCUCGAACAACAUAGUCAUAAGUUCUUGGAAUUGUUUGAGAACAAAUUCAUCAAAAGAUCAGCAGCAUCCGAUUAGCUAUUGUAAUAAGCAAGCAUUAGCUGUCGAUCCCCCGGUUAUCCGGAGGAGAGAAGCGAAGUCAACUAUCAAACUAGGUUUGAUCCUAGGAAUCAUUGGCGGAGUUGUUGGGACUGCUGUCGUGAUUAUGGCAUCGAUUCUUCUUGUUCUUAGAGUUUCCGAAAGGAAGAAAACUGAUGUUUUUAGCAAUGAGAAAUCAGUUAUGGAGAAAACUAAUGUCCCAAGUGCAACUAGGUUGUUAACGUCGCUAUUGCCUCCUUAUCAUGUGUUUACGAACGAGGAAAUGGAAGAUGCCACGAACAAUUUCGACGAAUCGAACUUAGUUGGUGAAGGGUUGGGAUCGGCUGGACAGAUAUAUAAAGGAUGGUUGAGAGAUGGAUCUUCGGUAUUGGUAAGAUGUUUGAAGAUAAAACAUAAACAAUUCUCUGUUCAAAACAUGCAGCAGGAAAUGGGAAUGGUGUCAAAGUUAAGGCAUAGACAUUUGGUUAGUGUUCUUGGUCAUUGUAUAGACCAUCAUCAUAAUUCUUCUCCUAAUACAUCUACAACAUCAAUCUUCAUCGUACUUGAACAAAUGACAAAUGGGUUCUUGAAAGAUCAUUUAUCAGAUUGGAGAAAAAGGGAUAAUUUGAAAUGGCCUCAAAGGAUGGGAAUUGCGAUUGGGAUUGGUAGGGGAGUUCAGUUUUUGCAUUCGGGGAUCGCUCCUGGAAUUUUCGGGAAUGAUUUGAGGAUUGAGAAUGUCGUGUUGGACGAUACUCUAACCGCGAAACUUAGUAGCUAUAAUAUUCCAUUGUCAUCAUUGUCAUCUAAGUCUGGUUCCGGUUCUGAAAGCCCUCUCAAUAUGCUCAGCACAUUGACCCUUCCUUCCAGAAGUGAAAAUGGAGAAAAGGACGAUAUUUAUCAGUUGGGUGCGAUUCUACUACAAAUGAUAUCUGGAAAGGUAGUUGGAUCUGAAACCGAGUUAAACAGCCUAAAAACCGAGAUGGAAGACAGUUUGGUGGAGUCGCCUUCAAGAUUGAAAGAAGUGAUUGAUCCGUCAAUAAGGGGGAGUUUCGCGUUUGAUUCAUUGAAGACGGCAGUUGAGAUAUCGAUUAAAUGCCUUUGUGAAGAUCCAAAUGGGCGUCCUUGUAUCGAUGAUUUCCUUUGGCAUAUGCAGUACUCGGUUCAAGUACAAGAAGGAUGGACUAGUAGUGGAAAUCUUAGCACAAAGAUGUAAUGAAAACUCACUAUUUCCCAUAGUCACGAUGUAAAUUGUAAUACGAAGUUCAAGUGUUUUUCUUUUGUUAUUACUGAAAAAACUUUGUUCUACAAAGAAGAAGAACUUACUGAUUUACAGAUUCCAA